Molecule: messenger RNA, 797 nt
Organism: Melanotaenia boesemani (Boeseman's rainbowfish)
Lineage: Eukaryota; Metazoa; Chordata; Actinopteri; Atheriniformes; Melanotaeniidae
Exons: 2
Coding region: 62-724 (220 amino acids)
Source: RefSeq, a predicted model, not a curated record
AUCCAAGUUUGGGCUAAAAGCCAUUACAGAAAGAGAGCAUCAUUUCCUCAGGGAGUACUGUAUGACAAUGAAGCCACUAACAGUAGCCCUAGACAUUCUUCAGGGAGAGGACAACUGUUUCCAUGGUACUCUCUUACCCACGCUGGAGACAUUGGUGUUCAAGACCCUGGAGCUGAAGAGUGGCCUGCAAAUUCUGGUUGACCUUCCAGAGGCAAUUGUUGUGGCAAUUAAAACAAGAUUUGCAGAGGUGCUGGAAAGCGAGAAUGCUAUCUUGGCUGCGGUGAGUCUGCCUAGGUUUAAAUUACGCUGGCUGCGGACACAGGACAAGAAGGAUAAGGCCAAGGCAAGACUUCUGGCAGAAUGCCGCAAAGGUGCUCAAGAUGAAGACCAACAAACGGGUACCACCAGCACAUCAACACACACCAGCUCAACUACAGAGGAUGACUUCUUUGCCUUUGAUGACGAGGAUGACACUUCUGCUACUGCUGAAAGUCAAGUCGCGGAUUACUUUAAAUCAGGAACACAAGGGAUGGACUCUCUUCAUACGUUUCCACUGAUAAAGAAAAUUUCACUCAAAUACAAUGCAGCCACUCCAUCCAGUGCUCCUGUAGAGAGACUGUUUAGCCUAGGGAAGCUCAUCUUUACUCCAAAGAGGAACAGACUCUCUGACCUUAAGUUUGAAAAGCUUCUACUUUUAAGAUACAAUCAGUGGUUUAAUGGCUGAGAUGGUGAGAUGACUGGGUAGGCUGGGUGGAUGAAUGAAUGCAUGGAUGAGUGUUUGGAAGCAGGAUGGAUAG